Messenger RNA from Vespula pensylvanica (western yellowjacket), 2069 nucleotides. RefSeq names its product slit homolog 1 protein-like. The record is from RefSeq and is a predicted model, not a curated record. Gene Ontology annotation, cellular component: voltage-gated potassium channel complex. Gene Ontology annotation, molecular function: voltage-gated potassium channel activity; transmembrane transporter binding; potassium channel activator activity. Lineage: Eukaryota; Metazoa; Arthropoda; Insecta; Hymenoptera; Vespidae.
UCGCGACUGCUCCUUUCCUCGCGUGUGCCACCACCUCUAAAAGCGUCUCUUUCGUUCUAUCGCGAUAGAAAUCGUGUCGAGCCGUAAUAAUGAGACAACAAAGUAUCGUAUUACGCUUCUAUAUACCGUGAAACGCGAUAUGAACGUCCGAAUAAUCGCGAGUUCGCGUUUUCUCGCGAUCCUCGUCUCGAUCGCGAUCCUUAAACCUUUCGUUCUUGCCAAUUAUUCUUGCUCUGUUCUAUGUGAUUGUGAUAUUUGGUACACAUUGAAACGUGCCAAUUGCACCGGACGACGUCUUUAUAGUAUUCAUACCGGUGCAUCGAAUCUUGUACAGGCUUUGGAUUUAUCGGACAAUACGAUAUCCUCGUUGGAAAAUUAUGAACUUUCUGAAGCAGGCCUGACCAAUCUGAAAUAUUUGAAUUUGUCGAAAAAUUCGAUAAGUCAUAUUACCCUGGAAGCAUUCUCUGGUAUCACCGAAUUGAGGGUAUUAGAUUUAUCAAGAAAUUAUCUUUAUUAUCUACUUCCCGACAUCUUUCUCGAGACGAAGAACUUGCGUAUAUUGAAAUUAUCAAGGAACAAUUUUAAUAUACAGGUGCCAAAGCUCCAAUGUCCAUGGCUGACGGAACUCGAUGUGCACUCGUGUCAAAUCAGUCACAUACCUGUAGACACGUUCGCCGGACUGACUCAUCUUCGAAGCCUCGAUCUCACAAACAACUUGAUGAUUCAGCUAGAUAACGUUGUCCUCAAGCCCUUGCAAUUCUUAAGGAAAGUAUCAUUGGAAGGAAAUCCUUGGUCUUGCAACGGAAUGAUGUACGAUCUCGAGAAUAAUCUUCGUUUAAGAAAGAUCGAAUACGAUUUGAUUUGUAAUAAAACGAUAAAAGGACCGAAGAAAUUUGAGAAGAUAAUGUUGAAGCCUUUGAUAUAUUCGAAAGUUCGUACGCAUUCUUCGACUUCCUCCAAGGAAUACACAAAGUUUCAGGAAGUGAUAAAAUGUGAGGAUAAUUUCAAUAAUUCUUCUACAUCGUCGACUAACGAUUUGCAAAAUAUAUUCAAAAAUUACUCGAAGAUAUCGCCCUAUUGGUUUUUAAUUAUGGGAUUUUUACUUGGUUGUGCUAGCAGUAUGGCCUUUUAUUACGUCUGCCUUUUAAAAAAAUUCAUAUACUGCUGCCGUGAACACGAUUAUCGUGAUCGUACGACGAACGACGAUCCACAGAGACUUUUCCUACUUCAUAGUCAAUGGCACGUCGCAACAGAGCCUACGCUCGAUUCAAGUCAAACAAUAUCCUGUCCAGGUACUCCUCCGCCACCAUAUCGUGACGUUAUUCUACGACCGGGACUUUAGAGCCGCAACUCCAAUUUAAAUAACAAUACUGCCGGAUACGGUGCGUGAUCAAAGUAACGUUAGAAAAAAGGGACUCCUCUAUAUUACGCAUCGUAUAAUAUUCAUGGCAAUUAAUAAAAUCUAUAUAAAACCUGCUCACCGUAUAACGACUCUGUGAAAAAAGAUUUAAGAAAAAAAAAAAAAAAGAAAGAUAAUAAUAACAAUAAAAUAAAAAGAAAGAAUUCUUUCCUUCCCUUUUUAAGAACGUAGAAAUAAAAGUGAUUUAAAGUCAUUACAAUCUGAUAAGAUUAAGUGGAAAUUUCAAAAUUGAUUUGAAGGAGAAAGAAAAAUUCGCAGAGGUAACGCUCGUCUGAUCGAAAGUAUUAAAAAGAUAAAUCUAGUCUUCAAAUUAUUUUUUCCUAUGUAAAAUAUAUGGUAGAAUUUUUUAUUCUAAAACGCUAUAUAUAUAUAUAUAUACACAUAUACAGAGAUUUAUAACAAGGAGGUAUAAACGUUUUACAAGAAACAAGUAAAGAAAAAAAAAAAAAAACAAAAAAAAAGAAAAGGAAAAAUAAAGAAAGGUAUAAAACAAAAAUAUGGUUAAAAUAAAGAGACUUGUGAAUCUUGAAUAAAAUGCGAUGUGAUUCUCAAAAAGAAAAAAUACACACACUUUACACUUUACACUUUAUAGGGAGGGAACGACUAAAAAAUACAAAAUAAAAAGAACAAAAAAGAAACAAAAAAAACA